Molecule: messenger RNA, 387 nt
Organism: Aspergillus wentii DTO 134E9
Lineage: Eukaryota; Fungi; Ascomycota; Eurotiomycetes; Eurotiales; Aspergillaceae
Product: DUF167 domain-containing protein
Exons: 2
Coding region: 1-387 (128 amino acids)
Cellular component (GO): cytoplasm
Source: RefSeq, a predicted model, not a curated record
AUGUCAUCCCCUCCCCUCCUCCGCCUCAUCCAAAAUGUGACCAAAGCCCGAGGCAAACAAUCAAUUCCCACAAGAUACAACCUCCAAAUAUCAUGCCACGUAAAACCCAACGCUUCCAGCCACCGCGAAGGCAUCACCGCAGUAGGGGGAGAGAAAGUUGACGUUUGUGUUGCUGCUGCCCCGAAGGACGGAGAGGCGAAUUUGGCUGUUUCGCGUGUUUUUGCUGAGCUAUUCAAUGUCCCCAAGUCUAAUGUGGGGGUUAUUCGGGGUGCAAAGGGUCGGGAUAAGACAUUGUCGAUUGAAGAUUUGGAUAUUGGAACAGAAGGGGAGGAGGGAUUUCUCAAGAAAGCUCGUCGGAGAUUAGAGGGUGCCGUCGUCGAUAGAUAA